This is a messenger RNA of Ceratitis capitata (Mediterranean fruit fly), 3733 nucleotides long. It is a transcript of the gene Cse1, whose product is annotated as exportin-2. Gene Ontology annotation, cellular component: cytosol; nuclear envelope. The record is from RefSeq and is a predicted model, not a curated record. Gene Ontology annotation, molecular function: nuclear export signal receptor activity; small GTPase binding. The transcript has 9 exons. NCBI's taxonomy places the organism in Eukaryota, Metazoa, Arthropoda, Insecta, Diptera, Tephritidae. Gene Ontology annotation, biological process: protein export from nucleus; protein import into nucleus. The coding region runs from base 520 to 3438 and encodes 972 amino acids.
UUAUCCAACUUCUUUGGUAAUAUAGUAAAUUAUUGUCUGAAAAUAUUAUUACCACAAUCCCUUAAAAAAAAAAUGAUAAAAAUGCUUAUAAAACGCCUUUUUCGGGUUCCAAAGGAGAGUACUGCCUGUGUUUUCAUUAGGCAUAGCCAUAAAUAUAAUUUGUACCGUUUAUAACUAACUCGGGGUACCGUCUUACAUAAACACCCUAAUGAAUAAACUGCAGCCAAGUUCAUACGCGGUCACACAUGUCACACACAAAGACGAAUAAGCGUGCAAAGUAAAAUGACAAAAGCAACGGUUUUCAUUUCACAUUUAUCGCGCGUUUCGCACACUUCUGCUCAUUCGUUUGCUGCUGAUUGGCUCAUAUAUAAUUGUGUGAUUCUGCAAAUUUCGCCAUUCGAAUAAAUUUUCCAAUUGUGUGUGUAAAUUAAUAAAAUAAACUAAAUAAUUUAUAAAUAUAAUUAUUUAAUUAUUAAGAGAAAAUUAUAGACUAGACUAAAGUAAAUUUAACGUGUAAAUAUGGAAAUUAACGAGACGAAUUUGCAAUCAUUGGCCGGCUAUUUGGAGCUAACGCUCAGCCCUGAUCCCAAUGUGAGAAAACCAGUUGAAAAAUCAUUGGAAUCAAUUGAGAUGCACCGUAAUUAUCCAGUACUUUUAUUAAAUCUCAUCGACAAGCAAGAUAUGGACAUGACAAUACGCGUUGCUGGCGCCAUUGCUUUUAAGAACUACAUCAAACGUAAUUGGGCAGCACAUGAAGAUACAGAUGGACCAGAUAAAAUACAUCAAGAUGAUCGCAAUACAAUUAAAGCGCUUAUUGUUACGCUUAUGUUACGUUCACCUUCAGCAAUACAAAAACAACUUAGUGAUGCCGUAAGCAUAAUCGGCAAACAUGAUUUCCCAAAGAAGUGGCCACAACUUAUCGAUGAAAUGGUGGAGAAGUUCGCCACAGGCGAUUUUAAUGUGAUUAAUGGUGUGCUACAAACAGCGCAUUCACUCUUCAAACGUUAUCGUUAUGAAUUUAAAUCACAAAGUUUAUGGGAAGAAAUCAAAUUGGUAUUGGACCGCAUGGCUAAGCCGUUGACUGAUUUAUUGAUAAACACCAUACAAUUGGCUAAAGUACAUGAAAACAACACCGAAGCGUUGAAGGUUAUUUAUGGAUCUUUGGUGUUGGUAUGUAAAGUGUUUUUCUCAUUGAAUUCGCAAGAUUUGCCCGAGUUCUUUGAAGAUAACAUGUCCGUUUGGAUGACGGCAUUCAAUGAUUUACUGACUGCCGAUGUGCCCUGCUUGCGCACGGGUGAGGAUGAAGAUGCCGGUGUUUUGGAACAUUUACGUUCACAAAUUUGCGAGAAUAUUGGUUUGUAUGCGCAGAAAUACGACGAAGAGUUCGGUACGUAUAUGCAAACAUUCGUUACUGCGGUGUGGGAAUUGCUUGUGAAGACUGGAAUUCAGACGAAAUACGAUUCCCUUGUUUCAAAUGCUUUGCAAUUCCUCUCAGUUGUGGCUGAACGCAAUCAUUAUAGGAAGAUAUUUGAAAAUCCCGAAAUACUUGCAAAUAUUUGUGAAAAGGUAGUCAUACCGAAUUUGGACUUUCGUCAAUCGGAUGAGGAAUUAUUCGAGGACAGCCCAGAGGAGUAUAUUCGCCGCGAUAUUGAGGGUUCUGACAUUGAUACUCGCCGGCGUGCAGCCUGUGAUCUUGUCAAAACUUUGAGUCAGAAUUUUGAAGCGAAAAUAUUUGCCAUUUUUGGCCAAUAUUUGGAAAUAUUAUUGGCCAAGUAUAAGGAAAAUCCCGCCGCAAAUUGGCGUGCCAAAGACACAGCUGUUUAUCUGGUCACCUCGUUGGCAUCACGCGGCGGCACACAGAAACAUGGCAUAACACACGUUUCAGAAUUAGUGCCCUUACCACAAUUUUGUGCGCAACACAUUGUGCCCGAGUUGGAGCGUCCGAAUAUUAAUGAGUUGCCUGUGUUGAAGUCUGCAGCCAUCAAAUUUGUUAUGGUUUUCCGUAGUCUAUUGGGUCCUCAAACUCUACUCGCAUGCAUUCCACAUUUAAUACGUCAUCUGCCGGCAGAAAGCGUUGUAGUGCACAGUUAUGCCGCUUGCGCUAUCGAGAAGAUAUUGGUAAUGCGUGAUAGCAACCAACAAUUGGUGAUUACGGCACAGCAUCUGACGCCAUUCAUCAAUGAUUUGCUGGGUGGUCUUUUUGGCACAUUGGCCUUGCCCGGUUCCAGUGAAAAUGAAUAUGUGAUGAAAGCUAUCAUGCGCAGUUUUUCGACAUUACAAGAGGCGGCCAUGCCUUAUAUGGCUGUAGCUUUGCCGCGUUUGACCGAAAUUCUGACUUUGGUUGCGAAAAAUCCAUCGCGUCCGCACUUUAAUCAUUAUCUCUUUGAAACGCUCUCAUUGGCCGUGAAAAUCGUUUGCAAAACCGAACCUGCAGCUGUUAGCUCCUUCGAGGAAGCCUUAUUCCCCGUAUUCCAAGGCAUAUUACAGCAGGAUAUUUUGGAAUUCAUGCCUUAUGUUUUCCAAAUGCUCUCAUUGCUUUUGGAAAUACGUGAGGGUAGUGGCUCCAUACCUGAACCUUACUGGGCGCUCUUCCCUUGCUUGCUGGUGCCCGCUUUGUGGGAUCGUCCCGGCAAUGUUACGCCACUUAUUCGGCUUAUAACUGCAUUUAUCAGGCAAGGAUCUGCGCAGAUAGGCGCUUUGGGCAAAUUGAAUGCUGUUUUGGGCAUUUUCCAAAAGAUGAUCGCAUCCAAAUCGAAUGAUCAUGAGGGUUUCUAUCUCAUGCAAAAUCUACUUGCCUACUAUCCCAACGCUGAAUUGCAACCCAAUAUGCGUCAGAUAUUCGCUUUGCUCUUCCAGCGUCUAUCACUCUCGAAGACAACGAAAUAUGUACGUGGCAUAAUAGUAUUCCUCUGCUAUUAUACGGCUAAAAUGGGUGCCACACCUUUGGUGGAAUUAAUCGAUCAAAUACAGGCUAAUAUGUUUGGCAUGGUUGUAGAUCGCGUCUUCAUACCGGACAUGGCUAAGGUCUCGUCCGAGAUGGAUCGUAAAAUCGUUGCUGUCGGCAUAGCGAAAAUACUCACAGAGUGUCCGGCAAUGCUUGCGCCACCCUAUUUGGAACGCUGGUCACGUUUGCUACAAGCAUUGGUCGAGCUUUUCGAGCUGCCACCAGAUCAAACAACGCUGGACGGCGAUCAUUUCAUUGAGGUUGAUGAUGCACCCGGCUAUCAGGCGGCUUUCUCACAACUAAGCUAUGCCCAACCGAAAUCACAAGAUUUCCUUGCCGAUAUCUCAGACGGACGCAAAUAUUUGGCCGAAUCCUUGGGCAAAUUGGCACAAACGCGACCGGGUGAACUGCCCACAUUGGUCGCUAUACUUGGCGAUAAUCACAAGCAGGCCCUGCAGAAGUACUGCGAUCAAGCGGGCGUACGCAUAGCUUAGGGGCGUCAAUUUGUUAUAAAUACUAAUAAGAAUAAUAAAUAAAGUUAAGCAGUAGAUUUGGCUUAACAAAAGGCAGUUCGAAACCAUUAACCUUUUUUUUUUUAAUAUCACACAUACUCAAACGCACACUUCCAAACACACACGCGCGUAUUUGUCUUUGGCGUGUAAAACGCAGACUUGUGCAUUUACCGUUAUAAUUUUCAUUGUUCCAGUGUCGUCGUUUAAUUAUCAUACAUUAUCUCUAUUUUAUUGUAAUAAUUUUGUUCAAAACUUUAAAAAUAAAUAGUAGAAAAAA